Molecule: messenger RNA, 1656 nt
Organism: Durio zibethinus
Lineage: Eukaryota; Viridiplantae; Streptophyta; Magnoliopsida; Malvales; Malvaceae
Product: FAM10 family protein At4g22670-like
Cellular component (GO): histone deacetylase complex
Molecular function (GO): protein dimerization activity; Hsp70 protein binding
Source: RefSeq, a predicted model, not a curated record
GCAUUUACGAGUUAAAAUGUUCUUAAACGAAAUUUUGAAGCUAUGGAUUAAGAUUAAAUAAUCAAAGUAUCCGAGGAUUUAUUUAUUUGUGGCCAUAGGCAUUUUAUGACCUAAAAAGAAUAAUCAACACAAACCGACCAAGCAUUGUAUGACCUAACAAUUUUUUCUAAUUCAAGGCAAAUCUGAUCCCUAUAUCCCAUCGAAGAAGGUACUAGAAGAACCGCGUCAGACACUCUCCCUCUGCUUUUUUCUCUUAAAAGGGUCAGAGAUAAACCCCAAGUCUCAAAAUCCCAUACCCACUCAAAGAAAAAUCCGACAAUGGAUGCGGCGAAAUUGAACGAGCUGAAGAAGUUCAUCGAUCAGUGCAAAUCCAAUCCUUCCAUUCUCUCCGACCCUUCCCUCUCCUUCUUCCGCGACUAUCUCGAAAGUCUCGGAGCAAAGCUCCCGUCCUCCGCUUACGGCCAUGGAGCCAGCGACUCCAAAUCGAAGAGUUACGUGGUGGAGGAAAGUGACGAGGAACUGGCGGAUGAUGGGGAGAAAAUUAAUGUAGAAGAAGAAGAGGAGGAGGAAGAUGAGAUUAUAGAAUCGGAUGUCGAGCUUGAAGACGACACCGUUGAGCCUGAUAAUGAUCCUCCGCAAAAGAUGGGAGACCCUUCCGUGGGGGUUACCGACGAGAACCGUGACGCAUCGCAAUCAGCUAAAGCCAAAGCCAUGGAUGCCAUUUCUGAAGGGAAGUUAGAGGAAGCUAUUGAGAGUCUGACACAGGCAAUUUUACUGAAUCCGACAUCGGCUAUCAUGUAUGCCACACGAGCUAGUGUUUACAUCAAGAUGAAAAAACCCAAUGCUGCUAUUCGAGAUGCCAAUGCUGCUUUGGAGAUUAACCCAGAUUCUGCUAAGGGCUACAAAUCUCGUGGCAUUGCACGAGCAAUGCUUGGUCAAUGGGAAGAUGCUGUGAAGGAUCUGCACCUGGCAUCAAAGUUGGAUUAUGAUGAGGAAAUAAACAAUGUGCUUAAGAAGGUUGAACCCAAUGCACACCGCAUUGAGGAACACCGUAGGAAGUAUGAUAGAUUGCGCAAAGAGAGAGAAGAUAGAAAGAUUGAGUGUGAGAGACGCCGUCGUCAUGCUCAAGCUCAGGCUGCAUAUGAGAAGGCAAAGAAGCAGGAGCAAUCAUCCUCCAGUAGAAAACCUGGAGGCAUGCCUGGUGGGUUUCCGGGUGGAAUGCCUGGAGGAAUGCCUGGUGGUUUCCCUGGUAGCAUGCCGGGUGGGAUGCCUGGAAAUGUUGAUUUUAGCAAAAUAUUGAAUGAUCCUGAAUUGAUGGCAGCAUUUAGUGAUCCAGAAGUUAUGGCUGCUCUUCAAGAUGUAAUGAAGAACCCUGCUAAUCUUGCAAAGCAUCAAGCGAAUCCCAAGGUGGCUCCUGUAAUUGCAAAGAUGAUGAGCAAAUUUCCAGGACCUAAGUAAAUAGUUUUUCAAUUUGGUGUCGCUUAUUGGGAAAUGCUAAUGUUGUGUUCAUUUGAAGGAAACAGUGUUUAGUUUUAACUUCUCGCUUACAGUGCCCAUGAUGGUUGUUUUUCGAAUUUGUUUUAGAGUUUGGAACAUUUUGUUUUCUGGUUUGUUCUAAUAAAAAAAAAAAUUGAUUGCAAAUUAAUUGAUGAAUAU